Danio rerio (zebrafish) is the source of this 1346-nucleotide messenger RNA. The record is from RefSeq and is a predicted model, not a curated record. Lineage: Eukaryota; Metazoa; Chordata; Actinopteri; Cypriniformes; Danionidae.
AAACACGGAAGUUGUUGUUCCGGGAAGAGAGGCGCUUUGUAAAAAAAAAAGAAAACUGUGGCGCUUUGUCAAUUUGUCAUCAUCAACGCUUUUGUUCACCGUAUGAAGCCAUGAUGCGAUUAACAGCUCUGUGUAUCGCCAUUUUCUGCCUGUCUCAGGUUUGCACCAGUGCACCAGUGUUAAGGGAAAAAAAGGACACCUCAGCAGACUCGGGGAAUAAAGUGCCAGACAAACCUAGUGAUGAUAAAACAUCUGCAAAUGGACAGCCACAUCCGGUCAAUGCUAACAGCGCUAAUCAGGAAAAAGAGUCAAAAGAUCCCGCAAAAGAGCCUAACGAUUCUUCAAAAGAGCCUAAAGAUCCAGCAAAAAAGACUGAAGAUCCAGCAAAAAAGACUGAAGAUCCCGCAAAGGAGUCUAAAGAUGAUCCCGCAAAAGAGUCUAAAGAUGAUCCCGCAAAAGACUCUAAAGAUCCCGCAAAAGAGUCUAAAGAUGAUCCCGCAAAAGACUCUAAAGAUCCCGCAAAAGACUCUAAAGAUCCCGCAAAAGACUCUAAAGAUCCUGCAAAGGAGCCUAAGGGGCCCGCAAAAGAACAUAAAGAUGAUGACAAGAUAAAUGAGGAAAGCAAAGUUAAUUCUAGCAAAGAUGAUAAUGUGAUCACUGACGACCAGUAUAAUGACAAAGACAACCCUGAAACUCAAGAUGAGGGAACCAAAACUGAACUUGAGGACACGGCGGAAAGCGAAAAAGAACCUGUCAAAGAAAAAGACAACGACUCAGACAAUGUUGAAAAGCCUAAAAGCAAAUCAGGGGUUCCAAAGCACAUUCAGAGCAAUGCAGAAGACAUUUCAGAGUUGAAGGAGGGCGGCGAGAACAGCCACUUCUUUGUGUAUCUGGUGUGUGUCGUCUUUCUCGUGGCUGUGCUGUACAUUGCCAAGCACAACAAGCGCAAGAUUAUUGCAAUAUUCGUUGAGGGCCGGAAAUCAAAACAGACACGGAGACCCAAAACAUCAGAUUACCAAAAACUUGAGCAGGAUUGAGAAAUUCCCACCACCAUUGGAUGAGUCAAAAGCAUUUGAACUGUGAUCUGGAUGACUUGAAUUAUCCAUAAUAGGACAUACACACUAUAUUACCACUCACACAUCAUAUCAAACCCUCAACCAUCCAUAGCAUGUCAGGUAUGCUGGAAACAAAUGACGGGUCAUGAUCUUUAUUCAUAGGAAAUCCACUAUACCGUACGUAUUGUUGGUUCAAUCUGUGGCCUCUUUUUCUAUUUGGGUCUCGUUUGAGAGUCUAAUCCUCAUGUUGUUGCAGGGGGAAGUGUGUAAUAAAGGAACAAAGUUAUAUAU